UCAGCAAAAUAUCGCUGCCAGGCAUGAAGCCAUGUGACUGUUGGCUGAUCGCCUUCUCUGCACAGGUUUGGCGCCUUGUGGAAGAAAUCCUUGCUUUCAGUCGCAUUCGAACCGUGGCCGAUACAGCUUGUCUUUCUGAGACAUUCGGGUGGCAGUGUGAUUUUGGUGGCACUAUGACUGGUGGAAAUCGUGCUCCCUGGCCCAGUGGGACGCUCAGGAGGCAAAAAUCCUGUGUAGAUGGAUUUCUUCUGGCAGCCACAGUGCGAGGUCGUUCUGAAAAGUCCUCAAAUCUUCUGCAGAGACAGUUUUCCGUGGAUCAAGACAUGAGGCAUUGUCAGUCGAACAGCAUCAGGGACGAUUCACGAAAUACAGAAGCCAAUUUUCGCAAUAAAAAACGCCAAUCCACUACAAAUCCUGAAAAUGUCCCGAAAUACGAGCAACAUCAAGUCAACAAUACCGAUUUAUCCGAGCGAUUGAAAAAAGCUCUAAAUCGUCGGGACAAUCGUAUAAAUCUUAAUAUUGUCCUUACCCAAGUAUCCAAUAUCCCUGAACCGGAAGCCAUCAAUGCCAGUGAUUCAGAGAGUCAGUCGAAUGAAUUGGUGCAGGCAUCAGUUGAUUCGAAGGCAUCCAAAGAAGUUCAGGAAAUGUCUCCUGGAGAGACAAAAGGUGUCCUGAAGCAAAAUGCAGCUAGACCACUAGGCCGUGGCCAACGUCCCCCUCUCGUAAGAGCUAUGUCUGCUCCCAUCCGGACAACAGCUGAUCCAGCACAAAAUCGAAGAAAAAAUCCCCGAAGGCGUAAAUUUGGAAGGGACAGAGAAGAGAAUUUGCUAAUGUCUUCCCGCAAGAGCCUCGAACGGCAAGAUGCAAUAACUAGUGACACAUCUCCAUCCAGGAGCACCAAGAGUUGCGAACGUAAGGGAUCGUCUGGUAUUUCAGGUGGAACAAGAUCAGCCAUUGGAUGUGAUAUUGUCACAUUGGUGUCGCUUCUUAGCUCUGGUGGAAGCGAUUCUGAACGAGAGGACAAUGGUCAACCAACUACUGGGAAACCAGAAAAGAGCGUUGUUAGGCCACCGUCAUUGAAGAAGACAGGCAAAUCCGUAUCCUUCCAGGACAAUGACACUUCAACCUUUCCUCCUCCCUCAAAGGACUUCUCCACAAUGUUUCGUCGUGGGUCUGUGGCUCCUUUAGCUGCUCGUAUUCGAUCCAAUCGUCCUCCCACGGCUCCACCAGGAUCCAUCUUCAUUACUGAUUAUGACAAAGGAUGUGGAGACGAUGCAAUGUCCUUAAAGAAACAACCAGUGAAUACGGCCAAGAACACCUUUACAAAAGUGACUUCGAAGGCCAUCAUUGAAGACAAGUGCAAUAGCAUCGAUACUGAAGACGAUAGUCCUGAUAACUUGAAGACAGCUAAAGAACGUGAGUGCUGGAAACUCUUUCAAAAGAUGACAAAUAGAGGCAUUUCGGUGUCCUAUGACACAAUUCUUCGGGGCAUGUUAACUCCCACGGAGCUCCGUAUGAUCCAGAAAAAGCAAGAACUGGAAAAUGCCAAAAGGAAUUCCAUGGAAGAAUCUCAAGCUCCCAAUAAAACCUCAUCUUCGGGAUCGGCAAUUGGAGCAUCAUUAUCAUCAACACAGAAUCGUGAUAAAAUUAAGAAUAUUAGUAAAUAGUGAGCUUUGUUGUGAAUUGUGAAUACAGUAUGAUGCAAAAUGUUCAAGGUUUAGGCAACUCCGAAAUUCUUUAUUGUUUAAAAAAUAUAUUAAAAAUCAGAAAAACGCCGUUUAAAGUCAUUUUGAAAAUCCAAAUCCCUGAUAUUGAGCAAGGGGCAUUGUAUUAUUUAUUAUUGUAUUUUUUUUUUAAUUUUCUCUAUAAUCUCUAAAAAAUAAUCAUUAAAUAAUCUUUAAAAAAUAAAACUAAAAAAUAUAGUAAAAAAUAUUCUUGAAAAUUGUCAAAAAACAUUGUACACUUUACAGCAUACUGUAUCAUUGUUGAUUUGAUUAAUUUUACGCUCAACACAGAAAUCGUUUUGUUUUGU
This is a messenger RNA of Phlebotomus papatasi, 2032 nucleotides long. RefSeq lists its product as uncharacterized. The coding region runs from base 24 to 1667 and encodes 547 amino acids. The transcript has 3 exons. NCBI's taxonomy places the organism in Eukaryota, Metazoa, Arthropoda, Insecta, Diptera, Psychodidae. The record is from RefSeq and is a predicted model, not a curated record.